CAUAACCUUUGGCAUCUCAAUCCUUAAAGAUCAUGGCGUGCAAUUACCAUUUUGCCCUCCUCCUCAGCCUCCUCUGCGGUACCGCCACUUCCACGGCCACGGCGGCGCUCGUGCAGCAGCAGCCGCUCGUGCUUAAAUACCACAACGGCGCUGUGCUCAAAGGCACUGUAACCGUUAAUCUCAUCUGGUACGGAAGGUUCACGCCCAUCCAACGGUCGAUAAUCGUCGAUUUCCUCCAGUCACUUAGCUCCGGCAAAGCUCCGCUGCCCUCCGUCGCGUCGUGGUGGAAGACGACGGCGAAGUACAAAGGCGGCGUCGGCGCCACCAGUGCCAUCGUCGGGAAGCAAAUCCUCGACGAGAACUACUCCCUCGGGAAAUCGCUCAAGAAUUUUCAAAUCGUUGCCCUGGCCGCGAAGGGAGACCGCACUAACGGCGCCGUGAACGUCGUUUUAACGGCGAAGGACGUCGCCGUCGAAGGCUUCUGCAUGAACCGCUGCGGCAGCCACGGGUCGACCCGCGGGCCGACCCGAUUCGCGUACGCGUGGGUGGGUAAUUCCGAGACCCAGUGCCCUGGCUACUGCGCGUGGCCGUUCCACCAGCCGCUGUACGGCCCGCAGGGACCGCCGCUCGUCGCGCCGAACGGCGACGUCGGCGUCGACGGAAUCGUGAUCAACCUCGCGACGGUGCUGGCGGGGACGGUGACGAACCCGUUCAACAACGGGUACUUCCAGGGUUCGGCGACGGCGCCGCUGGAGGCGGUCAGCGCGUGCACCGGCGUGUUCGGGUCGGGCGCGUACCCAGGGUACGCCGGAAACCUGCCGAUAGACAAGACGACGGGGGCGAGCUAUAAUGCGCAUGGGGUGAACGGCCGGAAGUAUCUGGUGCCGGCGAUGUGGGACCCGCAGACGUCCCGGUGUUCUACACCGGUUUGAAUGAAUCCCCAAUGGUGUACGUUUGUAGAUAUACGGACGCUGGUGGUUGGGUUUGUCGUUUUGUGCGAUUGUACAUGUCGUUUUAUAUCAUAUGGAAAAUGUGGGGAAAAGCAAGAUUGAGUGUGAGGUAGGAAGGGAACUGGAAAUACAGUAAAAUACUGUUUAACUCUUGUCGUAAUGUAAUGGGAUCAAUAAUUGUGUAUGGUUUUAUAUUUUAA
Molecule: messenger RNA, 1150 nt
Organism: Andrographis paniculata
Lineage: Eukaryota; Viridiplantae; Streptophyta; Magnoliopsida; Lamiales; Acanthaceae
Product: protein EXORDIUM-like 2
Exons: 1
Coding region: 33-932 (299 amino acids)
Source: RefSeq, a predicted model, not a curated record